AUGUCGGAAGAGGAAGAUCCAGGAGAAAUACAGGUGGAAAUCCAAGAUGGGCAGAGAGAAGAGACUCAAGGAGAGGAUGACUACUUUCGAUCAUAUUCCGAUGUUUCAGUGCAUGAGCUGAUGCUGAGGGAUCACCCAAGAUUGAUAGCGUACCGCGACGGUAUCGAGAAGAACGCUCAGCUGUUCCAAGGGAAGAUUGUGCUUGACGUUGGAUGCGGAACAGGAAUUAUGUCGAUGUUUGCAGCGAGAGCAGGUGCCAGGAAAGUGUACGCUGUGGAGGCCAGCAACAUAUAUGAAAAAGCCGAGGCAUUAGUCAGGGAGAAUGGCUUUUCCGACAAGAUUCAAGUCAUCCAUGACGUCAUUGAGAAUGUCGAGCUGUCAGAGAAGGUUGACAUCAUUAUCUCAGAGUGGAUGGGGUUUUACCUACUCCACGAAUCUAUGCUGGGCUCCGUCAUUGACGCAAGGGAGAGGUUUCUAAAAGAAGACGGCAAAAUGGUCCCUUCAAGUGGAAAGAUCUACAUUUGCCCAGUUGCCAUGGAGCAAUUUAGAAAGCAAAAUGUUGAUUUCUGGCAGUCAUACUAUGGUUUGAAUUUUUCAUCCAUCGGAGAAGAAAUCAUGACAGCCAGGAUGGCUACGCCAUUUGUCGAGCAGAUUUCAUCAUCUGAGUUGCUCAGCAAACCACAAGAGUUUGCAAACAUUGAUUUCAACAGAAUUGAAAGGUCGCAACUCGUUAGUCUCACAGGAGAAUUUUCCUUCGGAAUCGAAAGAGAUUCAGAGUUGGCAGGCUUUGCAUUCUGGUUUGAUUGUGACUUCACGCUUGAUUCUCCAUCACCAAUCAUUCUCGAUACGGCUCCAUCGAGCGAACCAACCCACUGGAAGCAAACGACUGUAUUCCUCGGGGUCUUCGCUCAAGUUCAGAAAGGAGAACAAGUAGACGUAAAAGCGACAAUGCUGCAGGACGAGAUGAAUCCUCGACAUUACAAGAUUUCAAUACAAACGUAA
Guillardia theta CCMP2712 is the source of this 1002-nucleotide messenger RNA. RefSeq lists its product as hypothetical. NCBI's taxonomy places the organism in Eukaryota, Cryptophyceae, Pyrenomonadales, Geminigeraceae. Gene Ontology annotation, biological process: peptidyl-arginine methylation. The record is from RefSeq and is a predicted model, not a curated record. Gene Ontology annotation, molecular function: protein-arginine N-methyltransferase activity. The coding region runs from base 1 to 1002 and encodes 333 amino acids. The transcript has 3 exons.